AUGGGCACGGGGGAUUUUAUCUGCAUUUCCAUGACCGGAGGGGCGCCCUGGGGGUUCAGAUUGCAAGGUGGCAAGGAGCAGAAGCAGCCCUUACAAGUUGCUAAGAUCCGAAGCCAGAGCAAAGCCUCUGGGUCUGGGCUCUGUGAGGGGGAUGAAGUGGUUUCUAUCAAUGGCAACCCUUGUGCAGACCUCACCUACCCCCAAGUCAUCGAGCUCAUGGAGAGCAUAACGGACUCUCUCCAAAUGCUUAUCAAAAGACCAUCCAGUGGAGUAAAUGAGACUUCCAUCUCUGAAACUGAAAACAACCCCCCCGAGCAUCUCACCCAUGAGGGGCGCGUGGAAAGUACCACCCUGCAGAUUCGACCAGCCGCAAAGAGCCAGCACAGAGAGUUGUACGUUGCCUCAGUCAGGAGUGGGGCUCCUCUAGCUGAGGACCAAGGGAGUGGUCCUGGUUUUUCUGGGAGCAUAAAAGAAGAAACAGGCUUGAGCUACCAUGUGGCUCCCCCUAUGCCUGACUCCCAAGCAGGACGCUUAGCAGAGGAGAUUAUCUUAAGGGAGAAGGCAGAAGUUGGGCAGCCAGGCUCUGUGGUUGAGCUACAACUGUCCCUUUCACAAGAGAGACACAAGGUCACGAAUGUCCCUGUGGUGGCUCUCGUGGGAGCUGAAAAAUCCAAGUCUCCUGACCCAGAUCCUCCCCACGUACACCACAGUGGGAUCGUCCACAUAAAUUCAGUCCCCACGAAGGAGAAAGGGGAGCCUUCUCUGAGGUCCAGCAAGAUAAUCCAGCUCUCCAGUGGCAAAGAGUUAAAAGUGAUCCAGGGAAGUGAAGCAGGAGACUCGGGGCUGCCCCGGGUGGAAGUGAUACUCGACUGCUUGGACAGGCAGAAGACGGAAGGGUGCAGGCUUCAGGCAGGAAAGGGGUGUGUGGAUUCUCCAGUAGAAGGAGGGCAGUCAGAAGCACCUCCUUCUCUGGUAUCCUUUGCAGUCUCAUCAGAAGGCACAGAGCAGGGAGAAGAUCCACGCUCGGAAAGGGAUCACAGCCGACCUCACAAGCACCGAGCGCGCCACGCACGGCUCAGGAGGAGUGAAAGCCUAUCAGAAAAGCAGGUGAAAGAAGCAAAAUCUAAAUGCAAAAGCAUUGCCCUCCUUCUUACAGAUGCCCCCAACCCCAACUCCAAGGGGGUGUUGAUGUUUAAGAAGCGUCGUAGGCGGGCCAAGAAAUACACCCUAGUCAGCUACGGCACUGGCGAACUUGAGCGGGAGGCAGACGAGGAGGAAGGUGACAAAGAGGAUACCUGUGAAGUAGCCUUUCUGGGCACGAGUGACUCAGAGGUGGAUGAAGAGUUAUUGUCUGACAUUGACGACAGCGCACAAGUUGUGAACUUUGACUGGGAUUCUGGACUAGUGGACAUCGAGAAGAAACUGAACAGAGGCGACAAGAUGGAGAUGUUGCCAGACACCUCAGGCAAGGGCGCCCUCAUGUUUGCCAAGAGGAGGGAACGAAUGGAUCAGAUCGCAGCCCAAAAAGAGGAGGAGAGGGUGGGUGGAGUGCCAAGCAGAGAACCCGAUGCUGCACAGUCGGAGGGCCUGAGAACCAUGGCUUCUUACCAAAGGAAGGAGGAAGAAUCUGUAAGAGUGCAGAGCUCUGUGAGCAGAAGCUACAUCGAGGUGAGCCAUGGUCAUGGCCACGUGCCCCAACAGAAUGGCUUCAGUGGGGUGUCCGAAACAGCAGAGGCCCAGAGGAUGAUACCUAUGAACAGAACAGCCAAACCCUUCCCGGGGUCUGUGAACCAGCCAGCGACCCCCUUCUCCCCAACCCGAAACAUGGCAAGUCCCAUGGCAGACUUUCCGGCGCCUCCACCUUAUUCUGCAGUCACACCUCCACCUGAAGCCUUCUCCAGAGCGGUAUCAAGUCCGGUAGCCGGCCCGGCACAGCCUCCUCCGUGGCCCCAGCCUGCCCCCUGGUCCCAGCCAGCCUUUUACGACUCAUCUGAGCGAAUAGCCUCCCGGGAUGAAAGGAUCGCUGUGCCCGCAAAAAGAACAGGAAUAUUGCAGGAGGCCAAAAGGAGAAGCACGACGAAGCCCAUGUUCACUUUUAAAGAGCCCAAAGUAAGCCCAAAUCCUGAACUCUUGUCACUUCUUCAAAAUUCGGAAGGCAAAAAGGGCGCCGGAGCCGGAGGCGAUUCCGGACCCGAAGAAGACUACCUCAGUUUAGGAGCAGAGGCUUGUAAUUUCAUGCAGAGCUCCUCCGCAAAACAAAAGACUCCGCCUCCUGUUGCUCCGAAACCCGCAGUCAAGUCCUCAUCCUCCCAACCAGGAACUCCAGUGUCUCCGGUCUGGUCCCCAGGCGUGCCUCCGACCCAACCUCCUGCCUUCCCCACGUCCAACCCGUCGCAGGGCACCGGUGUCUCCUCCAUCAAAAUAGCCCAGCCUGCCCACGCUCCUGCCCGGCCCGCGAGCGCUCUGACCCUGGCUGGUCCCUUCAAAGGACCACAACCAGCAGUAGCCAGUCCCAGCUACACACCUAAGCCAGCAGCUCCCACAGCAACAGUGAACGCGGCUCACGCUGGUGCCCCGGGACCAUCCAAUGAGCUUCCAGGAAUGAGUGGGAAAGGAGCCCAGCUCUUUGCGAAAAGGCAGUCGAGGAUGGAGAAGUAUGUGGUCGAUUCAGACACGGUGCAGGCCCAUGCUGCUCGCGCCCAGUCUCCCACUCCGUCCCUACCGGCCGGCUGGAAGUACUCCUCCAACGUCCGCGCACCUCCUCCUGUGGCCUACAAUCCUAUCCACUCCCCCUCCUACCCUCUGGCUGCUCUCAAGUCUCAGUCCUCAGCCCCACAGGCCUCCAAGACAAGCAAGAAAAAGGGCAAAAAAACCCUCAAUGCUUUGGACGUCAUGAAGCACCAACCAUAUCAGCUAAACGCAUCCUUGUUUACUUUCCAACCUCCAGAUGCAAAGGAUGGCUUCCUCCAGAAGUCGUCCGCCAAGGUCAGUCCAGUGCCAGCCAUGAAGCAAGCUCUUCCUCCCCGGCCCGUGAAUGCUGCCUCGCCCACUACAGCGCAGGCCUCCUCUGUGUACUCGGUACCCGCAUACAGCUCUCCGUCUGCGUUCUUUGCAGAGGCCACCUCACCGGUCAGCGCAUCCCCAGUGCCCGUGGGCAUUGCCACCUCUUCCAAGCAAGAAUCAGCCACUACAUCUUACUUUGUGGCACCGAGGCCGAAGUUCUCAGCCAAGAGAAGUGGUGUCCCAGUUCAGCAGAUUGGACACCCCCUUUCUCUUCCUGGAAGACCAGUCCCACCCACCAUCUCCACAACAUCUCCUUGGGUAUUCCAGUCUGCUUAUAACUACUCUAGCAAAUCAACGGAUGAGCUAGAGAAGGCAAACAAGAGACUAACUCCUUGGGUUGCAGCAGUGAAGUCUCCUCUUGGUCUAGUGGAUGAUGCCUUUAAACCCAGAAACAUCCAGGAAUCCAUUGUGGCAAAUGUGGUCUCAGCAGCUAGGAGGAAGGCGCUUCCAGGGCGCUCAGAGGAUUGGAACGAGAGACUGUCCUAUGUUCCUCAAGCCCAGAAGGUGAAUGUGAGCGCAUUUGCAAGGCAAGAGUAUAAUGUUGCAUCUUUACCUAAUAAUAAUAUGUCCACCAACUCCCAAUAUGGUUCACAGUUGCCAUAUGCAUAUUAUAGGCAGUCUUCCAGAAAUGAUUCUGAAAUAAUGUCCAUGGAAACUAGGUCUGAUUACUGUCUUUCAAUAGCUGAUUGCAACUACAACCCACACCCAAGGGGAUGGAGGCACCAAACAUGAAUGUUAGAAAAACUGAUCUUGUGCCAUCUACAAUAGUAAUUUUUAAAAUAUUCCUUUGUAGGGUGUUUCACUUUUCCAGUAGAUUUUGAUUCACUUUUGGUCUUGGCUUGUUCUCAGAAGUCAUUUAUUUGAGUUUGUGUGUGUGUAUACAUAUGCACACGUGAGUGAUCUCUUCCUUGUCUGCUCAUGAUAGAGAAUUUCUUUGAGGAAAAAAUUCACUUUCUGCAUUGAUGUGCUGACACAUAUCUAAUUCAUAAUCUUAAUUCAAUUUAUUCCAUUAAUAUGAGGUAGUCUAGGCAACUAAACACUGCUCAUUUAAAGUGAAAUUAACUAUUUUCUUCUAAGUGUCUUAGUCUAGGAAGGAAUUAACGAAAUAUGCACUAAUUGUCAUUAGCAGGAACAGCAAGGAACAUAACGUGGGAGAAGUUUUCAAUGAGAGCAUGCCAUUGAAUGAUAAUUAUAUAAAAAAAGAUUUCCUUGAUGUUAUUUUAAACAUUUCUCUGAAACAUUAUCAAAAGUCCAAUGAAAUUCAGUUUUUUAGAAUUGAAAUAUAAGUGUUCUCAGAAAGAAAGAAAGAUUUGACAGAAAGAUAAUUAUACAAUUCAGAAGGACUUUUGAGGCAAAUUGUGUAAUGUAUGGGUAAUAGAAAGAUUUAGGUAUAGAAUUUAUUUUUAAUCUAUUUAAAGCCAGCAGCCUGAGACAGGAAUAGAUUCUGGGUUCAGGUGUCCUCAUUUGUCAAAUGAGAAAAUCAGAUUAUUUAAUCUCUUAUAUCCUUAACAGCUCUGACAUUCUGAGAUUCUCUCAUUGGUAGAAUGGCCUUUGGUGCAUUAUUCAUUUUUGUUGCUCAUCAUAUAAAUGCAGGAUUAAUUUAGGAGGGGGUUAGGUCAUCCGUGUCACUACAUGUAUAAUUAAAGGUCCAAAAGGAAUCGUUGGGAGAAAGGUUUUGCGCUAUGUGUUACAUGGAGGAAGGGUUGAUGUGAAGAAAAUAUUGUUAAUGGAUUUAAGGAAGUGGUAGAUGGAUGUGUCUGUUAUUAUGCAAUUGUAGGUCAUGACCAUUUAUUUAGUUACAGAAAACAAAGCCAUCAUUAGGAUGUUCAAAGGAAGCUGAACAGCUGCUUGGUCAAUUUCAUGACCCAUGCUUUGUUAGCAUGACCAUGAGACAAUCAGACACCUGCUCUUUACUGCCAUACCCACAAAGUAUUCAGUACAAGGAAAUUCAAAGUAUUUAACAUCAUAAACAAGAAUUGAGAGCAUUUUAAAAUAAAAAAUAUUUUGAGUAUUCAAAUUUUUCUUAGAUUUUUUAAUGUGAUUAUUUGGCUUUGUUUUACUCUUUAAGUCUUGAAUUUAUCAUUAUAAUGGUGUCUUUCACAGAAUAAAACUUAAAAAAGAAAAAAAAAAAACUCCAGGGUCUAAGUGAUCCCUUACCUUGGAAGUAGAAGAUUAAAAAUCUGAAGAAAUUAUGCGUUCUUUUAUUGAUGGACCCAACCAGAUACUAAUUUGUUUAGUUAUAAAGAAAAGAUAAAUACUUCUAAAGUUAUAUUGUUAAAAUCCCUUAAAUUUAUAUACUGUUAAUUCUCUCAAAUUAUAAAAUAUAAUUAUUGACUCCAAAGACUUUCUAUGGAAUCUUAAAAAAUAAUGCCUGGCAUAUUGAUCAGUAUGUCAGCAAAUUCUCAGGAAUCCCCUACAAAAAGUCUUACUUGCUUCAAACUUUAUUAUAUUGGCUGAAUCACUCUAGAUGUCAGUGUCUUUAGAUAAGGGUCACUUAGCAGAAAAGACUGCCUGGCAGGAGCAGAUCCUAUUUGAUUGCUUUCUUUUAUAAAUGCUAGAAGUUGUUUCCAUUACUCCUAGGAUUUAAUAGACUCCAACUCCAGAAAUUGAUAUAUAUUAGAUCAUUCACUAAAAUUUCACUGUGCUCAAAAUAAGAAAAGCAGACGUUGUAAACUUAAAUAUUAUUAUAAUAAAAUAGCCAUCUCCCUCUUUGAAUGUACUAGAUCAAAAUUAUCAUUUGUGUGACAUUAUCUGAAUUUAUUCUAGACAUCAAGAGAAAGACAAUACAUGGCAGGAAAGUUGUACAUUUUUCACUCACAAAGAAAUGAACACCUCAUAGUUUUAUUAGAAAUUGAUGUUUCAAGAAGUCAUUUGUAGAUAUAAUUCUGAAAAGCAGAAGUGCCAAGGUCAAAUCAUUACAAAAUGUAUUGUAGAUAUUGAAUCUCCAGUUUAUUUAAAAAUGAGUAAAGUUAGAUUGCUUAUAUUCAAGCUAAUGUUUGAGACAGAAGACCUGCCACACCGAGAUCUGAUUCUUAUGGGUAAGAAUACCUUAUAUCUGUAAGAUCAAAACAGCAUCUUUAGAAGAGCCAUUGCUUAUAAAUAUAUGCCACAUUUGUGAAGAUAUUUUUCUACAGGUAGUAAUCACAUAGGUAGACAGAGUUCCUGUUUUACCAUGGAUUAAAAAGCAUGCCGUAAAAUGUUACAGUAUGCCAGUCAUAGGGACACUAAUUUGUCACCUUUCCGCCAAAUUGAGUUUAAAUGUCACAUCAUUGCAUGUAUGUGAAGUGUCCGCUAUUAAAAUGACUUAGAUUUUGUCUAGUAUUUUGAGUUUUAUAAAUGCACAGGUUCUAGUCCAUUUAUUUCUGAAUAUGUCUCUUUUAUGUUUUGGCACCAUCACUCACAUUGAAGAGGGCCACCCUAUUAGGGCUCAAGCAUAUAUAUGUAUUAAUGAAUUGAAACUUUGGAUAAACAAUUGUAUCAGGCUCAGUUAUUAUAAUUAGAGAUGAAUUGUAGAAAUGUUUAAAGAGAAAGUAGAUUUUCACAUUUGAUUUCUGUUCAAAGUAGAAGUAUCUACAUUGUCCACAAUUUUCUAUUAAAAAUGAUUAUGUUCUCCUGCUAGUUAGACUGACAUUUCUAACUGUGUUUAUCCCAAAAGACUGUAUUUGAAAGAUGCAUACUGAAAAUCAGAAUUGUAUUAGUA
Messenger RNA from Callorhinus ursinus (northern fur seal), 6763 nucleotides. NCBI's taxonomy places the organism in Eukaryota, Metazoa, Chordata, Mammalia, Carnivora, Otariidae. The record is from RefSeq and is a predicted model, not a curated record.